AUGAGGAGCUGCUGUUCUCCUUCCUCUCUCCGUGGGAUUUCUAGCGCGGCGUGGAGGCGCGCGGUGGCCGGAACUCCGAGUCUGACCGGUGGCAGCCACCAGAAGCAGAAAGACAACCUGCGCUACCUCCCCCUUCCCCUCAGGCCUCCCGCGCCGCCCAAUGCUCUUGGCCUCGCUGAGCGCUUAUUCUCUUCCUCCUCCACCAAGCGCUCCACCAAGAAGGACAUCCCGGUGGACUCUACCAGCGGCGGCGACCCGUUCUAUGUCGUCUGCAAGGGCGACCUCAUCGGCAUCUACAAGAACCUCCCCGACUGCCAAGCCCAAGUCAGCAAUUCGGUCGGCGAUCCUUCUGUGACCGUGUUCAAAGGCUCUUCUUUGCACAAAGAAACUGAGGAGUACCUCCAUGCACGUGGGUUAAAGAAUGCUCUGUAUUCCAUCAAUGCAGCAGAUGCAAAAGAUGAAUUGUUUGAUGAUCUGGCUCUCUGCCCUUUCCGGCAACCUGAUGCAAAUGCAACCUCUACUCUGGAAAAGCCACAGGAGAUGGAAACCGGACCACUGAAGAAGCAUCCCAAAGUUGCUGAACAGGAACCAUUACCUGACAGCCAUCUGUCCUGUAUUCUUGAAUUUGAUGGUGCUUGUUUAGGAAAUCCCAGCUUUCCCAGGAAAUCAGGUGCUGGUGUAAUAGUAAGGCGGCCGGAUGGAUCUGUGAUUGCUCAACUACGUGAGGGUUUGGGUAGUGUGACGGAUAACACUUCUGAAUAUCGUGCAUUGCUGUUGGGCCUGAGAUAUGCUGCUAAUAACGGAUUCAAGUAUGUCCAUGCUCAAGGCAAUUCUGAGAAUGUCUGUAACCAGGCCCAAGGUCUCUGGCGUCCUCAGAGGGAUCAUAUGGUUGACUUGUGCAAUAAGGUUAAGCAACUGAAGGGAAGGUUUCUUCAGAUCCAAAUCAACCUUGUUUCGAGGGAAUGUAAUGUCGACGCUGAUGCCCAAGCUAGGCUUGCCACCGAACUUCCUGUUGGUGAGAUUCAAGAGGAGUCAAACAUCACAUGCUAA
Molecule: messenger RNA, 1050 nt
Organism: Lolium rigidum
Lineage: Eukaryota; Viridiplantae; Streptophyta; Magnoliopsida; Poales; Poaceae
Exons: 9
Coding region: 1-1050 (349 amino acids)
Molecular function (GO): nucleic acid binding; RNA-DNA hybrid ribonuclease activity
Source: RefSeq, a predicted model, not a curated record